CUAUCCCUUGAUCCCAUGAUCCGUGUGGUUCUGAUCUGUUUCUCUGCUGGCCUUGCAGCCCCUCCCACGGUGCGGAUCGUGCACUCGGGCCUGGCCUGCAACAUCGAGGAGGAGCGCUACUCCGAGAGGGUCUACACCAUCCGCGAGGGAGAGACCCUGGAGCUCACCUGCCUGGUCACCGGCCACCCCCGGCCACAGAUCAGGUGGACCAAAACAGCAGGAAGUGCCUCUGACAGAUUCCAAGAUUCCAGUGUCUUCAACGAAACCCUGAGGAUUUCCAACAUCCAGAGACACCAGGGAGGCCGCUACUACUGCAAGGCCGAGAACGGCCUGGGCUCCCCGGCCAUCAAAUCCAUCCGAGUGGACGUGUACUAUUUGGAUGAUCCCAUAGUCACGGUCCACCAGAGCAUUGGGGAAGCCAAGGAGCAGUUUUAUUAUGAGAAGACCGUGUUCCUCAGGUGCGUGGCCAACUCCAACCCGCCCGUGCGCUACAGCUGGCGCCGCGGCCAGGAGGUGCUGCUGCAGGGCUCUGACAAGGGAGUGGAGAUCUACGAGCCCUUCUUUACCCAGGGAGAAACAAAGAUCCUGAAGCUGAAGAACCUGCGACCUCAGGACUACGCCAACUACAGCUGCAUCGCCUCGGUGCGGAAUGUCUGCAGCAUCCCGGAUAAAAUGGUGUCCUUCCGCCUCUCCAACAAAACUGCAUCCCCUUCCAUCAAGCUCCUCGUGGACGACCCCAUCGUGGUGAACCCUGGCGAAGCCAUCACCUUGGUGUGUGUGACCACCGGGGGGGAGCCGGCACCCAGCCUGACGUGGGUGAGGUCUGCGGGGGUCCUGCCCGACAAGACCGUCCUGAAUGGGGGCACUCUGACCAUUCCCGCCAUCACCUCCGAGGAUUCCGGCACCUACAGUUGCAUCGCCAACAACAAUGUCGGCAAUCCCGCGAAAAAGUCCACCAACAUCAUUGUAAGAGCCUUAAAAAAAGGACGCUUUUGGAUCACCCCUGACCCGUACCACAAAGACGACAACAUCCAGAUCGGGCGGGAGGUGAAGAUCUCGUGCCAGGUGGAGGCCAUCCCCUCGGAGGAGCUCACCUUCAGCUGGUUCAAGAACGGGCGGCCCCUGCGCAGCUCGGAGAGGAUGGUGAUCACCCAGACCGACCCCGACGUCUCCCCCGGCACCACCAACCUGGACAUCAUCGACCUGAAGUUCACGGAUUUCGGGACCUACACGUGCGUGGCGUCCCUCAAGGGAGGCGGCAUCUCGGACAUCAGCAUCGAUGUCAACAUCUCCAGCAGCACAGUGCCCCCCAACCUGACGGUCCCGCAGGAGAAGUCCCCGCUGGUGACGCGGGAAGGGGACACCAUCGAGCUGCAGUGCCAGGUGACCGGGAAGCCCAAACCCAUCAUCCUGUGGUCACGGGCGGACAAGGAGGUGCCGAUGCCGGAUGGGGCCCUGCAGACAGAGAGCUACGACGGGAUCCUGCGGAUCGUCAAUGUUUCCCGGGAAAUGAGCGGGACCUACAGGUGCCAGACCAGCCAAUACAACGGGUUUAACGUCAAACCCAGAGAGGCGUUGGUGCAGCUCAUUGUGCAGUACCCCCCGGCCGUGGAGCCGGCGUUCCUGGAGCUGCGGCAGGGCCAGGGCCGCGGCGUCACCAUGAGCUGCCGGGUGCUCCGGGCGUAUCCCACGCGGGUGCUGAGCUACGAGUGGCGCCUGGGCAGCCGCGUGCUGCGCACGGGCCAGUUCGACCUGCAGGACUCCACGGAAUAUACCGUCAGCAGCCUCUCCCGCGACUCCUAUGGCAUCUACAACUGCAACAUCAUCAACGAGGCGGGCGCCGGCCGCUGCAGCUUCCUCGUCACAGGAAAAGCCUACGCCCCGGAAUUCUACUACGACACCUACAACCCGCUGUGGCAGAACCGGCCGCGGGUCUAUUCCUACAGCCUGCAGUGGACGCAGAUGAAUCCCAACGCCGUGGAUCGGAUCCUGGCCUAUCGCCUGGGAAUCCGCCAGGCCGGGCAGCAGCGCUGGUGGGAGCAGGAGAUCACGGUGAACGGGAACAUCCAGAAGGGGGAAUUGAUCACCUACAACCUGACGGAGCUGAUCAAGCCCGAGGCCUACGAGGUGCGCCUGACGCCCAUUACCCGCUUCGGGGAGGGCGACUCCACCAUCCGGGUCAUCAAGUACAGCGCUCCAGUGAAUCCACACCUCCGAGAGUUCCACUGUGGCUUUGAGGAUGGGAACAUUUGCCUUUUCACUCAAGACGACACCGACAACUUUGACUGGACAAAACAAAGCACUGCCACGAGGGACACGAAGUACACCCCCAACACGGGGCCCAACGCCGAUCGCACCGGCUCCAAGGAGGGUUUUUACAUGUACAUCGAGACGUCCCGUCCCAGGCUGGAGGGGGAGAAGGCCAGACUUGUCAGUCCCGUUUUCAGCGUCGCUCCCAAAAAUCCCUACGGAGCCACCAACACGGCCUAUUGCUUCAGCUUCUACUAUCACAUGUAUGGACAGCACAUAGGAAGUUUGAAUGUUUACCUGCGGCUCAAGGGUCAGACUGCCAUAGAAAACCCCUUGUGGUCUUCGAGUGGGAAUAAGGGACAGCACUGGAACCAAGCCCGGGUGAACAUCAACCCCCCCACCUCAUUCCAGCUCAUCUUUGAAGGAAUCCGUGGCCCUGGAAUCGAAGGGGACAUUGCUAUUGAUGAUGUGUCCAUUGUGGAAGGAGAGUGUAUGAAAUCAGACCAACCGGCCAACAAUCUACGAUCAGGUGCUGUUGGGCCAUUAGCGCAUAUACGACUUCUCCCACUCCUCAUCCUCAUGUCUGUCUUAAGUCAUCAGAGGUGACCUUAUCCUGGCAGAGGCUACAAAAGAUUCACCAGGCACUGGCAUGAAGAAAGAGUCUUUGUAAAAUGGACAUUUCCAAACAAACUACCAAAGAUUCCUCCACUGACUGACUCGAAAGUUAAAUAAACGCGUAAAUAAAUAAUUAAAAAAGAAAAAAAAAAAAAAAAAGAACAGAUUAAGAAAGCACUGGGGACUUGAAAAGGCGUCACGGGAGUGGAACUCACUAAGAACCAAGCUUGAGACCAAGAUCUGGCCUAAGUAAGGAAGAGACCUUCAGGUGCUUCAGUGGUCACUGAUGAAUUCAGCAUCAUCUGGUUGAACUCUCGGCAAAGAGCUCUAGAAACCCUUGUCAAAGCACAAAGUCAUGGCUGGUUUUGUUUCAAAUGAAUCGUUUGCUUGUUACCAUGGAAACCGAAUGGCCUGCCAAAAAAAAAGGAGGAAGGAGAGAGAAAGAGAGAGAGGAAAUACAAACACAGAGAGAGAGAGAAACACCUCACUGUAAACAGGGUACGUGAAGAGCUGGCGUUCAUUUUCCCUUCCCGAAGGUUUUUAGCGUAGAGUUAAACAAAUGUCGGCCCUUUCUACUUCGGCUGCCACCUCCCCUCGAGGAUAACCCGGAAUCGGAGCUGUUUGCAGACAUUCCCGUUUCAUUCCUCACGGCUCUGCUUGGUGACUGUGCGCUGUCUCCUUUUGCAUGCAUUCCCAUCCAGGACGUGCCACCUGGGCUCACAUUUGUCACAGGCUUCACUGGGAGUUUGCUCGCGGCCGCUGGAAGAUCCCUCUCCCCUCCCCACCGGAGUCAUCAGCUCUACGGAAGUGAAGAAACCAAACCACCGUCUUUUAUAAAUUGCCAUGGAAACCAAGUGCCUUCAAUGAAACAAGCCUGAUUUCAAAAAAACAGAAACAAAAAAAAAGAACUAUAUAUAUAUAUAUGUGUAUAUAUAUAUAUAUAUAUAUAUAACAUAAUUCUAAUAAAUGUAAUAACGAUGAUUUCAACACGGAAGCUUUGCACCGCUAAAAACGUGGGUUGUGCAAACUCUUUUCUAAACAAACUCUGGAGCCUGGGUGUGCAGGCAAGGAGACGGAGCCGCUUCUGGAGAAGGAUGGAUGGACCUAAGCUGCUGUGGAAAGCCUUUGGGAUGAGAUCCGUGUUGUGUCACCUUCCAGACAGCCAUGGCCUUUCAGCUUCUUAUUCAUUCGGAACAGCUCCCGUAGGUGCUGCCCGUGGGAGCAGCACUUUCUGUUGUUGUCGUCGUCGUUUCAGGUUCUCCAGUGGGUCAACCAGAGGAACAAAGGUGGUUCAGACACACACUUGGUGCAGAAGGUGGUGAAACACGGGAUGAUUUUCUUACUCUCCCCCUCCGUUGGGAUGGCUCCCAACAUCCGGAGCUCCGGACGCCCCGAGGGGGCUCUGCCUCUGUCCCGGAAACCAGACUCGGUGCAGAGGGUGAAAGAUUAUUUUGUUAUUGUAGCGAAAUUCAAAAAAACAAAACAGAACAAAAAAUUAAAAAAAAAAUAAAAUUAAAAAUAAUCCACUUUUACAAGGAGAAAAAAAAAAAAAAAUAAAUAAAAGCUGUACAAAAUGGGUUCGAGCUACCCGAACACAUGCCGGUUUUCCACUGCAUUGUAAAGUUCCCUUCCAGUUGGUUAUGAAAUUUGAAGACCUUUUUCCUUAAAUUAUCUCAGCUUUUAACUUCAUUUAAAAAAAAAAAAAAGACUUUUGUCUAAAGAAGAGUAUUAUUAUUAUAAUUAUUAUAAUUAUUAUUAUUAUUCUGUGUUCUCUCGACACCCUAGGAUUAAAAACAAAAACCUGAUAUGCAAAUAAUUGGAGUACAAAUGUGAAAACAAACAAAAGAUGAGUAUAAUAAUUGCAAAUAUGAGUAUAAAAAGCACAACGAGAUGCAGUAAAACAAUGACAAGGCUUGAUUUUUUUUAUUCUGUAGAGAAAUGUUUGUGCAAAUUCAGUAAUUCCACUGAAGAGAUAAUUUUCCAGCUCUGUUCAAUAAAGCCUCUUUCCAGGUAAGGCA
Messenger RNA from Cyanistes caeruleus (blue tit), 4883 nucleotides. NCBI's taxonomy places the organism in Eukaryota, Metazoa, Chordata, Aves, Passeriformes, Paridae. The record is from RefSeq and is a predicted model, not a curated record.